Stereum hirsutum FP-91666 SS1 is the source of this 2683-nucleotide messenger RNA. RefSeq names its product DNA repair helicase. Gene Ontology annotation, cellular component: nucleus. Lineage: Eukaryota; Fungi; Basidiomycota; Agaricomycetes; Russulales; Stereaceae. The record is from RefSeq and is a predicted model, not a curated record. Gene Ontology annotation, molecular function: DNA binding; DNA helicase activity; hydrolase activity, acting on acid anhydrides, in phosphorus-containing anhydrides. Gene Ontology annotation, biological process: establishment of sister chromatid cohesion; nucleobase-containing compound metabolic process. The transcript has 16 exons. Bases 56 to 2683 code for a protein of 875 amino acids.
CACAUCUCAGCUUUCCAGGUCUUCCAAACUGUCAACGACGCUGCCACAAUCUUCGAUGGCGACUGAGUCUGACUCGAAGUCCGAUGGGCCAUCUCUCACCCUUCCUACCCCAGACACAUUCCCUAUCUUUCCGUACCCGGAGCCUUACAACAUUCAGCUCGAUCUCAUGCGCCAUCUCUAUGCAGCCAUCGAGGGGCGUAAAGUUGCGAUUGUUGAAAGUCCUACAGGAACGGGAAAGACUCUGAGUCUGCUCUCUGCGACUUUCACUUGGCUGGACGAUAAUAAGAACCGUGCUCGUCAAGGGCAAUUGGACGCUCUUGCGGGCAGUGAUGGGCCCGAUUGGGUCAUGGAACAGACAAAGGAGCGGUUGAGACGAGAACUGGAAGCGGAUGAAAGGGAAUACGAGGAACAAUUGAAGAAGGCGAGGAAACGUGAAGCUGCGGCGAAGAAGGCGGCGAUGGCGAGAGUGAGGAAGAAGCCUGUGAGUUUGUCUCUGUUCGUGUCUUGCGAGGUUUGGAUUGACGAUGAACGUCAGCGACAAGUUCACGAUACUGAGGAGGUCGACGAAGACGAUGUGUACCUACCCGAGGAGAGUCAUGACUCGGAAUUGCCGUCAUUUCUCGCACGUACAAGUUCGAGUUACUCUCAGCGGAAGUCCGAAGAGCGACCGCCUUGUACCAAGAUCUACUACAGCUCUCGUACUCAUUCACAACUAUCCCAAAUCAUCCCGGAGCUUCGCAGGCUCAAACGCAAUCGUCAGAACCCUCCCGCUACUGGUCAUAUGUCGGCAGCCUCGCAUACUACAAGCCUCCCGCAGCCGUCUUCACUCAAGAGAGGAUAUCAAGCGCUAGCGAGCGAUAACGAUGACGAUGAUGUGUUCGUUAGCCAACAACAGACACGCGCCGUGUCGCUUGGGUCACGGAAGCAGCUGUGCAUAAAUGAGGAUCUGCGGGCGAAAGGGGGCGAUCUUGACGAACGUUGUAGGGAUCUGAUGAAUUCCAAAAAGGGACAUGGUUGUCCGUAUCUACCUCGAGAUGAAGAUGAUAUGCGAUUGCAUGACCUUCGGGACCAGAUACUGGCUGCUCCAAAGGAUAUCGAAGAGCUGGUAUCUGUGGCAAAAGAAUCCCGCACAUGCCCCUAUUUUGCAUCUCGAGAGGCCGUAUCUCAGGCUGAGUUGGUCACAAUGCCUUAUAAUCUUCUUCUGCAGCCCUCGGCUCGGGAUGCUCUGGGGAUCAAUCUUCAAGACCAGGUGAUUGUGAUAGAUGAAGCCCAUAAUCUCAUCUCCACCAUCUUAUCUUUGUCUACAGUCAGUAUGACAUAUCAAAACCUGAAGGACUCUAUGGACCAGAUUUCUACAUAUCUAUCCAAGUUCCGCUUAAGACUGUCCUCUCGUCACAUGUUGCAUCUCACACGACUACACACCUUUUUGAAAGCUUUUAUGGCAUUUAUCAUUAAGUGGAGAUCACAGCAGAAGCUGGGCAAUGAGCAACAUGCAGUAGUGAUGACUGUUGGUGAGGUCAUGCGGGCUCUUGGGCAGAACAUCGAUGCUGUUAAUCUCCUAGAGAUUUAUGAGUAUCUUCGGAGUUCUAAGAUUGCUCGCAAAGUGUCAGCUUAUUCAACACAAUUUCAACCCAGUCAAAGGAAAGAUAGUGAGUCUGACUUCUUGAAACCUUCACUUCAUGUGAUAGAAUCAUUUAUCACUUCAAUUACACAGGCUGCAGAUGAUGGAAGGCUUCUUCUUUCAAGCUGUGCAGAUGUGGAGUCGUUUUCAAUAACCUAUCAGUGUUUGAAUCCAUCACCACAGUUUCAAGCCCUCGUUGAUUCAGCUCAGUCAAUCAUCUUAGCUGGUGGAACAUUAUCUCCUACUGAGGAUAUAAUUACCCAACUAUUCUAUUAUCUACCCUCUAGCAGGAUUUCUCAGUUCUCAUGCUUGCACAUUAUACCCAAGUCUAAUCUUCAAGCACUUAUUGUGGGGUAUGGACCGAGGAAUAGUGACUUAAAGUUCACUCAUUCUAACCUAUCCACUAAGGGACUGAUUGAUGAAUUAGGACAAGCAAUAUUAAACUUAAUUCGAUCAGUGCCCGGUGGUGUAGUGAUAUUCUUUUCAUCUUAUAAAGUACUUCAUAUGGCAUUAUCAACAUGGAAGAAAGGUCAUCUAUUUAGUGCACUUGAAUCUAAAAGAGAACUUUUUGUGGAACCUUCAGACGGUUCUGAAGUAGAAUCUGUCUUAGAUGCAUACAGUUUGGCUACACAGAAACCAAGAGGUGCUCUUCUAUUUGCAGUCAUAGGAGCAAAGCUAUCAGAGGGAUUGAAUUUCUCUGAUAAUCUUGCACGUAUGGUUGUGAUAGUGGGCUUGCCAUUUGCAAACCUCAAUUCUCUAGAAUUGAAAGAGCGCCUACGAUAUGCAGAUCAUAUCCAAGGGACUCUUCCUUCUAGCAAUUCUCCAUUUGGGCUAGCUGGAACAUAUCUUUAUGAAAAUCUUUGUAUGAAUGCUGUCAAUCAAAGUAUAGGCCGUGCUAUAAGACAUAAAGAUGACUGGGCAAGCCUUAUUUUACUAGACUCUAGAUAUCAGAAUUCUCGUAUUUAUAACAAACUUCCAACAUGGAUUAAAGAUGUAGUCAUAUCUUCUACUUCAUUUGGCCAGUCUGUUCAACUUAUAAAUCAGUUUAUGAGAUCCAGAUGA